GUUUGUAUCAGCCAACUUGUCAUAUUUCUCAAUCCGCAGAUAAUAUCGACGUGAGUGAAAAACAGUCGUCUUUUAAUUAUUAUCCGUCGUGUGAUCUUUUGCCAACGUUUGCUUCUCACAUAUUUCGGGUUCUGUAUACAAUUUUAAGUGUACUUUUCAUUUAAAAUGGCACCGAAACAACGAAUGAGGAUUGCAAAUGAAAAAGCCAGCAAAAAUAUCACGAUGAGAGGAAAUGUACCCAAAUCUACUAAAAAUGGCGAAAGUAAAUAUCCGGUUCCUCCUUGGUUACUUGGUCUUUUCGUAUUUGUCGUAUGCGGAUCUGCCGUGUUUCAAAUAAUCCAAAGUAUACGAAUGGGUUGGUGAAAUUUGAGCAACUUUUUCUCCGUUUUCCGUGUCUACGCGAUAAGUUUUUCGUGAGUUGUAUAAACCGUUUCUCUGUGUACAUUUUUAAAACCAGUUAAAAAAGAAAACUUGUUGCUUUUUCGCAUUUAUUACAAUACCGAAUCUACUUUUUUUUUUCUACAUAAAGGUGCAACGCAUUACCAAAUGAUCGAUGAAAUUUUGCAUUUUAUAGCUCAUUAUUUGUAUUUAUAAUAUAUGUUUUUCUAUGUCAUGUUCUAAUACUACAAUUGUUGAAGAUUUGUUAUUUAAUUUUGUGUAUAUAUUUUUCGACUUUUUUCUUUUUCUAAUUUAUUUAUUCAAACAAAAAUGUAAAUAUGAAUCGCAGAAAUGUCAUUCCAUUUUGAAAAAUAUAAAUUGUUUUUGAAAAAGA
Molecule: messenger RNA, 772 nt
Organism: Planococcus citri (citrus mealybug)
Lineage: Eukaryota; Metazoa; Arthropoda; Insecta; Hemiptera; Pseudococcidae
Product: stress-associated endoplasmic reticulum protein 2
Exons: 3
Coding region: 166-363 (65 amino acids)
Biological process (GO): endoplasmic reticulum unfolded protein response
Cellular component (GO): endoplasmic reticulum
Source: RefSeq, a predicted model, not a curated record